Megalobrama amblycephala (Wuchang bream) is the source of this 1133-nucleotide messenger RNA. RefSeq names its product alkB homolog 7 (gene alkbh7). The transcript has 4 exons. Lineage: Eukaryota; Metazoa; Chordata; Actinopteri; Cypriniformes; Xenocyprididae. Gene Ontology annotation, biological process: DNA damage response; fatty acid metabolic process. The coding region runs from base 114 to 788 and encodes 224 amino acids. The record is from RefSeq and is a predicted model, not a curated record. Gene Ontology annotation, cellular component: mitochondrial matrix.
CAGAAUUCUUAGCGAAUUCAAAAUGGCGCCUUGUCAAUGACAGUAGAGACACCGGUACGCUAAAUAUUGUGGAUAUUUUGUGUUUUAAGGCGUCAUCAUAUGUCUUUAACAGCAUGACACUAAUUAGAGUAGUGAAACAAAUACAGAGAAAAUCUCUCCAAUGUAGGUUUUCAUCGGAUAGCUCAGCACUACGAAAAGGGCCCGAGUGUAAAUGGUUGUGUGGAUCGUCUCAGGAAAUUGUGUCCGCAGUACGUGGACAAGUGGAAGUUAGGCAGAACUUCAUCAGCGAGGAAGAGGAGAAUGCCCUUUUUAAAGAAGUAGACCCAGGACUUAGAAAAAAACGAUAUGAAUUUGACCACUGGGACGAUGCUAUCCACGGCUACAGAGAAACAGAGCGGCUGCAGUGGGGAGUUAUGGGUGAAAGCAUCUUAAAGCGGGUGAGAGCGGUUGCAUUUCCUGAAGGCAGUCCACUGCUUGGGCCGAUUCAUGUUCUGGACCUGGACAAAGAGGGCUAUAUCAAACCCCAUAUUGACAGUGUGAAGUUCUGUGGAAGCACUAUUGCGGGGCUGAGCCUGCUAUCUGAUAGUAUUAUGCGUCUGGUCCCAGAAAAUAAUUCCACAGAUCGGGUGGACUUGCUUCUGAGUCGGCGCUCACUUUAUAUUUUGAGGGAUGAUGCUCGUUUUAAAUUCACCCAUGAAAUCCUGAAAGAUGAAGAUUCCUUUUUCUCAGGGCAGAAGGUUCCACGUCAUCGCCGCAUCUCCGUGAUCUGUCGAAACCUGCCUGCGUAAAAGAAUUGAGACUGGACUGACCAUAGCACCGGUCUUGGAAACACUGUGGCACACUGGUCUAGAAGUUGACACAUUGUUCACCUUUCAGAUACUCUCAUAUAGAUCAAUCAAUCAGAUGCAUUUUUCCUGGAAUAAACACAAAGAAACUGUGUGGAAACAAUGGGUAGCAUAACAUUCAGCUCACUGAAAUGUGGUUUUAAAUACCUCUGGACGAUUUAUGAAGGGGAGGGAUUUGAUUUAUGCAAUUUAUUAUGUAAAAUGAGUGGGUAAAAGAAAAGAGGACAGUCAUGGAACUGCUUCAGUUUCUAUUUACAAUGUCUAUGAAUAAAUAUUUCCUGCUAUCCA